Messenger RNA from Stegastes partitus (bicolor damselfish), 755 nucleotides. RefSeq names its product heat shock protein 30-like. NCBI's taxonomy places the organism in Eukaryota, Metazoa, Chordata, Actinopteri, Pomacentridae. The record is from RefSeq and is a predicted model, not a curated record. Gene Ontology annotation, cellular component: nucleus; cytoplasm. The transcript has a single exon. The coding region runs from base 12 to 677 and encodes 221 amino acids. Gene Ontology annotation, biological process: protein refolding; response to heat.
ACUCAGUGAAGAUGCUGUGCUCUCAUGGAUUCCAGUCUGCCCUCACUCCAUCCAUGGACUUCUACUGGCCUGUACUCAGUCUGUGGCCGGAGGUCAACCCUCUGGUCUACCAGCAGCAUCUCCUGCACACAAACCUCCAGGAGCUGAGCAGCAGUCUGGAGCUGAUGGACCAACUUCAACACAACGUCCUGGAGGAGACGGAGCCUUUCCAAAGCAUCGUGGCCGUGCAGCCGGCGUCCCGCCAGCUGGACACAGAGGGAGGAGAGCGCUUUGCUGUGACCCUGGACACUCAAGGCUUCUCCCCAGAGGAGCUGUCUGUCAGGCAGGUGGGCAGGAAGCUGAGGGUCAGCGGGAAGACGGAGAAGAAGCAGGAGGACGGGGACGGGUCCUGCUCUUACAGACUCCAGGAGUUCAGACAGGAGGUGGAUGUUCCUGAAGGGCUGGACCCUGAAGCCGUCAGCUGCUGCCUGUCUCCAGACGGGAAGCUCCACAUCCAGGCAGCCAGAGCUCCAUGUGCAGAGGAGGCUGAGAGGGAGCUGGCUGUCAGGAGGAGCUGGGAGGAGAAAACACAGCAGAGUGGGUGUUCACAGGCACAAGACAGCAGCUCACAGGACACACCUGGAGACAUGGACUGGUCCAGACUGGAUGCUGUGGUGCCACUGAGACGUGUUUCAUGAUAACGAAUGAUGAUCAUGUGUGCUUUAGUGUGUUUGUAUGUAAACCUGGACAUGAUUAAUAAAUGCAUCAGUUUCUAA